UUCUGCGUUUGUUCAAUCAGAUGAAAACAAGCGAUUGGGAUCUUGAAUUAACCUGCAAACAUUUGCUGGGACCUUUUUUUGUCCAGCUAUUAGCGCUGUGACAGGGAGGCAAGUUUUACUGGACAUGUCCGGGCAAGUGAUUUUAACGACAUUUUAUUUGUCCGCCAGUGUCGAAGGUGUAACGCGCAGGAGUUUAUCCACUGUAAGAUAUUUGACAACAAAAAUCACGUAUUUGCGAACCAUGGCAACCGAAUGCGAGGCAUGGCUCAACUCCAACCCAGUCGAGGCAGACGAUCUGAGCGACUCGUUUUUGUCUGGGGAAGAGGAGAAUGGGCUGAACAGCAGAAAGAUUGACAAUGAAAUCAAUGGGAACUGGAUAUCCGCUCCCACCUCCAGCAUCCACGAAGCUCGUCUCAAAGCCAAGGCAAAGAGACGUCUGAGGAAAAACUCCUCCCGGGACUCCGGGAGGGGGGAUUCUCUCAGUGACAAUGGAGACGUCGUCCGUGGCUUGAUCGUGUCCCCCACUAGUCCGAAGGGCAAGCUGCUGGACAGGAGGUCUCGCCUGGGGAAAGGAAGAGGCCAGCCAAAGAAAGGUGGUGCAGGAGGUAAAGGGGUUUGGGGGACUCCUGGAGAGGUGUAUGACCUGGAUGAAGUAGAUGUCAGGGACCCCAAUUAUGAUGAAGACCAGGAGAACUGUGUGUAUGAGACAGUGGUCCUCCCCUUGGACGAGGAGAGCUUUGAAAAGACAGUCACUCCCAUUGUUCAAGAGUACUUUGAGCAUGGGGACUCCAACGAAGUUGCGGAGCUGUUGGAGGGCCUUAAUCUGGGCUCCAUGAGGAGUGACGUUCCGAUGCUGGCUGUGUCUCUGGCCCUGGAGGCCAAAGCCAGUCACAGAGAGCUAACGUCUCGCCUGCUCUCUGACCUGUGCGGCCGGGUUCUGACCCGCACCGACGUGGAGAGCUCCUUCGAUAAGCUCCUGAGAGAGCUUCCCGACCUGGUGCUGGACACACCAGAUGCUCCUCAGCUUGUUGGGCAGUUCAUUGCCAGAGCUGUGGGAGAUAAUAUCCUGUCCAAAAGCUACAUUGAGGGAUACAAAGGAAGAGUGGACUGCGAGCAUGCCAGGGCGGCUCUGGACCGGGCGGCGGUGCUGCUGAAAAUGUGCAGGGGCGGACUCCGCAUCGACAACCUCUGGGGAUCAGGAGGAGGCCAAAGGCCAGUCACACAACUCAUCAAAGAAGUUAACCUGUUGCUGAAGGAGUACCUCCUGUCAGGAGACACCGUCGAGGCAGAACGAUGUUUGAGGGAAUUAGAGGUCCCUCAUUUUCAUCACGAGUUUGUCUACGAGGCAAUAAUUAUGGUGCUGGAGUCCAAAGGUGACAGAACACUGCAAAUGAUUCUGAAGCUGCUGAAAUCUCUCUGGGUUUCAUCUGUUUUAACUGUAGACCAAAUGAGAAGGGGUUAUGAACGAGUUUACAUGGAUAUCGCUGACAUAAACAUUGAUGUCCCGUGUGCAUACUCAUUACUGGAGCAGUUUGUGGAGAAGAGCUACAAUGCAGGAGUCAUAAACAAAAACCUGAGAGACCUUUGUCCCUGUAGAGGGCGAAAGAGGUUUGUGAGCGAAGGAGACGGCGGGCGCCUAAAACUCGAGAGCUACUGAGAUUCCCCUCUGGUCUCUCUCCUGGGCGCCGUUUUACGGAAGGCAUAUUUCAGAAACUGGAUUUUGGGGGGGUUUUUUUUCCAACCUGCAUACUUAUUUGUCACAAAGAUCUAGGUACAAAAAAAAAAAAUCUUCCCUCACGUCAAUGAAGAAUGUAUACGUAAAACUGAAUCAAGACGGCACUUUUUGAAUGGAGGGAGAGACGUGGAGACAUACCUUCUGAUGGUGUGUCUUGAGUUGUGUGAGGUAAGCUAAGAAAGUGCCACGCCUGCUCUUAAAAAGAGUCAUUCCAUGUUUUGUAUCGUUGAGUUCACUGCCACACCCUUUGCCCACACAGCAGUGUUUGUAUAAAUUUCACUUGUUUUGGUUUUUUUUUUUUUUUCCUGUAUAAAGCUUUAUGUAAGGAAACAUGUUGGUUCAAAAGAUGUUUCUUUUUCUCCCUGGUGGCUGCUGUUUCUAUACCAUGACAAGAGUUUGAUUUUUUGUUGUUGUUGUUGUUUGUUUAUUUAG
Chanos chanos (milkfish) is the source of this 2167-nucleotide messenger RNA. RefSeq names its product programmed cell death 4b (gene pdcd4b). The transcript has 11 exons. Lineage: Eukaryota; Metazoa; Chordata; Actinopteri; Gonorynchiformes; Chanidae. The record is from RefSeq and is a predicted model, not a curated record. The coding region runs from base 125 to 1657 and encodes 510 amino acids. Gene Ontology annotation, biological process: negative regulation of DNA-templated transcription. Gene Ontology annotation, cellular component: nucleus; cytosol.